This is a messenger RNA of Menidia menidia (Atlantic silverside), 5817 nucleotides long. NCBI's taxonomy places the organism in Eukaryota, Metazoa, Chordata, Actinopteri, Atheriniformes, Atherinopsidae. The record is from the annotation of a GenBank genome assembly.
CGUAGACUGCUGAAGGGAGGAAGCAGCGAGUCCAGAGCAGAGCAGGACCCACGGCACACCUCCUGUCAUCCCCAACAGAGAACUGUCACAACCAGCCUCUACAACCAGGAUUUUUCUUUUUAACGGAGACACCUGCAUCAACAGAGGAUCUCCUCAUUUUUCAGAUCAGUCCAUUCCCCUCUUUCGUUCCGUCAGCCGUCGCCCUUCUGAAAAUGGGGUGAUUGCCUUCUUUCUUCAUUCUGUUAACUAACCUGGAACCAGCCCAGGGUGCAACUCCUCCUGAUGUCUCAGGAUUCAGACUCCAAGCUCUACUGCUUCCCGGCGCAGGAGGACCAAGAUGGCGCCUCGGGUUGCAGGCCAUCCACCUCAAGCAGCUCCGUCCCUCGGGGGGCCACGGGGUGCAGCUCCAUGUCGCAGCUGCACCGGAUGGGAGGCUACGGCCAAGGUGCUCCUGACCUGCUCUCGGAGGGCAGUGACAGCAGCGGUCAGGACCCCCCCGCCUCGCCACACAAGACCCGUAAGAACGCCCGCUCUCUGCUGCUCCCGGAGGAGGACGUGGAGAUGAAGAGCAGCGGGUCCAGCGGGAGCGGGACCGAAUCGCAUGGCAACGAGAGCCACGGCCACGAGAGCCACGGCAACGAGAGCCACGGCCACGAGUCAGUGGGCAGCUCCAACGGCAACAGCAAAGACUCGGCCCUGCUGGAGUCUUCUGGGAGCAACAAAAGUUCCAACUCACACAGUCCAUCACCUCCAAGCAGCUCAAACGCCUUCAGUCUGCUGAGCUCAGAGCAAGACAACCCUUCAACCAGCGGCUGCAGUAGUCAGGAGUCUGCCAAAGCCAAGACCCAGAAGGAGGUUCUAAAAAUUCUGAAAGAGCUCAAGCUUCACCUGCCGGCUGAGAAGAAGCACAAUCACACAUCUUCCACGCUGAACACCCUCAAGUAUGCCCUCCGCUGUGUGAAACAGGUAGAAGCAAAUGAGGAGUAUUAUCAACUGCUGAUGAUAAAUGACAGUCAGCCCUCUGGCCUGGAUGUUUCCUCUUACACGAUAGAGGAGAUUGACAGCAUAACUUCAGAAUACACCCUCAAGAACAAUGACAUUUUUGCCGUAGCGGUGUCUCUUAUCACAGGGAGAAUAGUCUACAUUUCUGACCAGGCUGCCUCCAUCCUCAAUUGCAAAAGAGAAGUGUUCAAGGACUCAAAGUUUGUGGAGUUUUUGACACCACAGGAUGUUAGUGUGUUCUACAGCUUCACAACUCCUUACCGCCUUCCCUCCUGGAGCAUGUGCACUGGAGCAGAGUCAUCCCCGCCUGACUGCAUGCAGGAGAAGUCCUUUUUCUGUCGUAUCAGUGGUGGCAAGGAAUGUGAGGGAGACCUACGAUACUAUCCAUUUCGCAUGACGCCUUACCUGAUGAAGGUCCAAGACACAGUGCAUGCCGAGGACCAGUUCUGCUGCCUCCUUCUGGCCGAAAGGGUUCACUCCGGCUACGAUGCGCCCAGAAUACCUACAAACAAACGUAUUUUCACCACCACACACACACCAAGUUGUGUGUUCCAGGAUGUGGAUGAGAGGGCAGUUCCUCUUCUUGGAUAUCUCCCUCAAGACCUGAUUGGCACCCAGCUCCUUCUUCAUCUGCAUCCCAAUGACCGACAGGUCAUGCUGGCCAUUCACAAAAAGAUCGUUCAGUUUGUUGGGCAACCGUUUGACCACUCAUCCAUCCGUUUCUGUGCACGAAAUGGAGAGUACAUCAUCUUAGACACCAGCUGGUCCAGCUUUGUGAACCCCUGGAGCCGAAAGGUCUCUUUUGUGAUUGGGAGGCACAAAGUCCGCACGGGCCCUGUGAAUGAAGACAUUUUCACACCCGCCGUGGCGACUGUCAGCCAUAUGAAAACCAUGGAGUCUGACAUAGUGGAGAUAACUGAGCAGAUCCAUCGGCUUCUGCUGCAGCCGGUUCAUAACAGUGGGUCCAGUGGUUACAGCAGUUUGAACAGCAACGACCAACAUUUGGGCAUGACAUCUUCGAGUGAAAGUCUGAACAACGGCAACGAGAGUAAGAUGCAACAAGAGGAAGGAAGAGAGAGCAGCAAAAGCAGACCUCGCACAUUUCAGGAAAUCUGUAAAGGAGUCCAUCUUCAAAAGAGCCAAGAGCAGCAGAAAAAAAGCAAUGCUAAGGCGACACAGACGAGCCAAGUGGCGGUGCGACCCAAAGACUCGGCCCCUCCUCUUAACUGGAAGGACAAAACUAUUGAGAGCAGAGCCUCCUUUCAGGAGGAGUUAUCCCUCAGUGAUCAGACUGGCUACUCCUACCAGCAGAUCAGCUGCUUGGACAGUGUUAUCAGGUACUUGGAGAGCUGUAAUAUUCCCAUCUCCAUGAAGAGGAAGUGCCAUUCUUCCUCCAACACCACGUCAUCCAACUCAGAUGAAGACAAACAGAAAAGGUCAAAUAGCAUGCCGGUGUCUGAAGAACCAGCCUUAUUGAAGGAUCAUUCCGCUCUCACUGCUUUGGAUGACCCUGGCAAAAAGUCCAGUGACACAGGCACAGCGGUAGUUGGCACUGCGAUGCCUCUACCUCUUCCUAACAAACCAGAAAGCGUGGUGUCCAUAACCAGCCAGUGUAGCUACAGUAGCACCAUAGUUCAUGUUGGGGACAAGAAACCUCAGCCAGAGUCAGAAAUCAUCGAAGAUGGUGUGGGGGAGACAGCUGAAUCCAUCCAGAAUCCCGGCAUUCAUCCAUGUGCCGUUUUACCUCCCACUCACGAGAAAGAGCCCUACAAGAAGCUGGGCUUGACUAAGCAGGUGUUGGCAGCCCACACGCAGAAGGAGGAGCAGGCUUUUCUGUGUCGUUUCCGAGAGCUUCGUGGACUCGCCGCCAUCAAAGAAAACUGCUCCCAGUACCUGGAGCAUCACAGAGACAAGAUCGGCAGCGACGCUGUAUGUGCAGCUCAGCCUACUAAAAAGAAAGAAGCGGAUGCCAAUCAGACCGCACGCCGGAGUUCACGAAAUAAAAAGUCAAAGCGAGCCAAGCGUGUCGCUUCCACCGACAGCCCGGCGUCCCUUCACAGACCGCAGCAGCUGCGGCCUCCGCAGCCAAACCACGGCCUUAAACAGACGCUGUCGUCCCCCUCUGAUAGCUCACAGUCCACCUUCCCAAUGGCCUACCCUGCCGUGAUGCCAGGCUACCCUCUGCAUGUUUUCCCCAGAGCAGAUUCCGUGUCUCCACACACACAAGCAACUCCUCAAGACUUUACAGAAAACCAGGGUUCCCAAGCCCCCCCUUUCCCCCCAUCCAUUCAGUCCGCUCCCUACACUCCCCCCAUCGUCACCCCGAUGGUGGCUUUAGUGCUGCCCAACUAUAUGUACACCGUGCUGGGUGCUGGGCAGCCACCCCCACCACAGCCAGUGUACCCAGUGGACUUAGGGGGCUAUCCCACUUUGCAGGCUUUGCACCCUUUCGGUCAGGCGGCCCUUUUAAGCCAAGGUGCCUUCACGUCUCCACCCUCCCUCAUCAGCCAGAAUCAAUUCAACACCACCAACCUCGUCGCUCCUCACGCAGCUUACCCGGGUCCGUCCCAUGUUCCCUUAUCCAUGGAGACCCAGAAGCCCCACGCGGAGGGCCAGUCCCGCUCCUCCACACCACAGUCGGCCGAAGCCGGAGGCAUGGAAUCCCCGCCCCUGUUCCAGUCUCGCUGCAGCUCGCCACUAAACCUGCUGGAGCUGGAGCUGUCCGUGGACAGGCAGGAGAGCGCGGCGCUCGCUCCGGGAGGACAAGGGAACGCCGUGGCCGAAAGGGAGAAAGCAGCAAGUGGCAACCAGACCAAGGAGCGGGGGCUGAAACAGGUGAAGCCCUCUCUCAGUCUCCUUGGUCCACCAGGACCCUUGUAUUUCGAGGGCACACCCUGUGUCUGUGAGCGUUUGUCUUGGGAUAAAGUGUGGUCUAGGCUGGGGUCGUGCAGCAAAGAGAGAGGCUCGCAUGGCGAUGGCAACAACAGCGAUGUAAACUCUUCAUCCAGCGACAUGUUGGACAUCAUUCUCCAAGAGGACUCCUGUUCGGCCACCUCUGGGUCCAUGGCCUCAGGGUCCAACGGCUGUGGGACUUCGGCCAGCGGGACAUCUAAGAGCAGGACGUCAGCCAGCAGGACCUCAGGCAGUUGUUCAGGAAGUAACAACAGCAGCAAAUACUUUGGCAGCGUGGACUCAUCUCAGAGCAAUCAGAAGGUCAAAGGUCACCUGAGCAACGGCGAAGAAAGGCCUGUGGAGACAGAGCAGAGCGAACAGUUCAUCAGCGAAAUCCACAGAGUCCUCAGAGAGGACAAAGAGAAGCUGAAGGUGCUGCACAAGGCCCAACCUCACUUCUCAGAAGAGCAGAAGAAGGAGCUGAUCGCUGUCCACCCCUGGAUCAAGAAGGGAAGUUUACCCAAAGCCAUAGAUGUCAAGGGCUGCACCUGCUAUGACGGCACUUUGGAGGCUGCAGCGGGAGCAGAUGACCAGCUGGACGUGGACCUCAGCGAUCCAGAGACGGAGGGUGUCGGCUGUGAGCAGAGGCCAGACGAGGAGCCCUCAGACUCUGCCGUUAUUGCCUGCUGUGUCAGUCCGUUAGCAAACUCCCACCUGGAGAUACAAGAUGACAGACAAUAAACACGUGUUUCUUAGGAAGACUACUACUACUCAACAUUGCUUUACAGAAUUGUGAAGAGCACAUCUCAAAGCUGAUUUUUAUGGGCUCCUACUUGUUCCGCUCACUGUACAAUCCAGAUUUUGUAGAAUGUGAAUAUAUUUGACCGACAUCGAAUUUAAUUUUGUCAAGCAACUCUUGGCAGGAUUUUGUAAUUUGCUUGGGGAAUUACUGAACUCUUUCUCAACAUGUGUUUUAUUAGGUUUUUCUCUUCAUAGCACAUAGCAAUGUGUGACUGUUAGAAAUCAGAUGGUACACUAAUAGGGGACCCAGCAUCUGAUAGGGGAAGAAAUAACUUUCAGAAAUACUAAGAAGUCGAAAUUCUAUAUUUAUAUGCAUGAACUCACCAUUCAGAAACAUUUCUUCUGUUACAACCACACUUUGCCAUCCCAGCAUAUGUUGAGAGCAGCUUUUAAAGUAAGUAGUUUCAAGUCCCCAUCACCAAGCACCAAUGAGCACAAGUGCACUUUGUGAGCGACUGUGGAUAAAGAGUAAAACCCUUUGAGAGUAAAGUCAAACUGUUCCAUUUAGCGAGAGAUAUUUAUGGUGAAAUUACAAGCUCCCUCAGUCUCCCCCUAGUAAGCUUUUCACCACUUUCCUCAUGACUGAUUUUAUGUUGCACUUGAGAAAAAAAAAUCAGGGGUAAAGUAGCUGAAAGAUAAAUGUAGUGGAGAAAAAUGUGCAAUAAUUCCCCUCUGCAGUAAACAUCAAUCUAAAUAAAUUGGAUAUCUAAAGCAUAUAUAUGCGAUUGCAACACUUGGAAGUGACAGAGACUUCUGAACUGGACACUAACUCUGAGCUUUAGCUGUGUGCUGCAUUUACAUCACCAGGCUGCCGGGUUGUAAAUUUCACCAUUGCCACUGAACAGUUUCCUUUUCCUGCGGAGCCAUCUCUGCAUCGAUCACCAAAUGCACCUUAGUCUGAGCACAUUAUCGGUCACCUGUAUUUGCAAAAUGUUUGUUUGAUCAUUUUCUUUGUUGCCUCAUGUUUAAAUGAGCUGACGUAUUUCAAUGCUUGUGUUAAUGUUUGUAACAGCCCUUGAGUAUACAUAGCAUUUAUAUUUUUACAUACAAUAACUGUUUUUUUAAAAAAACAAAAAAAACAAAAAAGCACAUAGAUCUGUUUUUAAGCUUCAAAAGCAAAGC